ACAAUAUGGCGUAAAAGUUAGCACGCGCUGAACACGCGGUUUGGUUUGCUGGAUGUUUGUCAAAGCUGAAUUCAUUUUACACCCAUUUUGUGGCUCUUCCCGUGAAAUUCUCUGCGGAUAUGAACCGAGCAGAGAUGAUUGUAACGUUGAGCAAAUGGAAGUGGCCAGUGAUGGGUGUUACAGCUGCCUUCGUGGGCUCCAUGUACACAUUUGGUUUCAACAGAAACCUCAAACUUCAAGCAAGCACUGGAAAUGAAGAUGCCUCCGGCUCUCUUGGAUUACGAGACCUUUUGCAAAAACUUAUCCACAGCUUUGUGCAGGGUCCCAAAGGCCAAGAGAAGCCUCCUUUAAGUCCGAAAGAGGCAAGCGAGAUCUUGAGAAGGAAUGAAAGAAGAACGGAUGUGAAUAUUGGAGCGGUGUCUUACUAUGAAAGUAACAAUUUUGCUUCGAAUAGUCCUUCUGAAGAUCGGAACAAUGAGUGGCUUUUUCUGAGAACAAACGGAGUGGCUUUCGGUGUGUUUGAUGGACACGGUGGCUGGCAAUGCGCUGAAGUGAUAAAACACCGUUUACCCUUCUACAUCGCCUUAACCCUCCUAUCAAAAGUGGAUUUGAACCUCUUGGAGCGGGAUCAUUUAAAAUCUUUAACAGUUGACAACUUUGUGGCAAGUUUUCAGCAGAGCAAAUCUCAAACGGGAGAAAGUAACUCCAAAGUGGGUUAUACGUUAAGUCAGAAACAAGAAGUUUUUCACACUGGACCAAAAUAUCUGGUAAAGAAUUUACUCGAGAAACCUUUUGAAGAUAGAAUGCCUAUUGGUGAAUCCCUCAGUUUGGCUUUUACGCAGUUAGAUGAUGACAUCGCAACAGAAGCGAUACCAGUGAGAGUUCUUGAUGAAUCUUUCGCCACUGGGGUCUCAGGUGCUUGUGCUAUAGUGUCCUACGUUGAGGACCGUAAUCUUUAUGUUUCCAGUACAGGUAACGUAAAAUAUCAUACUUGAGCUGACUCUGGGAGGCUUAACUUUAAUAUACAAAAAUAUACAUGUAAGAAAUCACUCGACAAACCGGUGAAAAACACUGUAAAGAUCUUUAAAAAUCAGAUGUUUGUUUGUUCAUGAUGCAAUGCAGUAGUUCAAAGGUUUUUUACUGAAAGGUCAUUAAUAAUUUAUGGUAAUAACACAGCACGAAGUUUGAUUGACCUCUAUCACACUCUUAGCACCUGGACAGCCAUGGUUGGAUGACGAUGAAAUAAAAGUUUUUCUCAAGUUAUGAAUUUUAUGAAAAUCAUAUAUGAGAACUGCGGGGUGAAGAAUUAUAUGAAAGAAGAUUAUCGCAGUCGUAAAAUGCAACUUUUGCAGUUGUGAAAAAAAAGCCUGAAAAAAUUCAGGCUUGUACGGGAUUCAAACCAUUGACCUCUCUGAUACCGGUGCAGCGCUCUAGCUACCAAUUGAGCUAACAAGCCAACUGGGAGCAGGUCGUUAAAUUGUUUGGUAUUAAACCGGUGAAAGGCUGAUGACAAAGUUGUGAAUAUUUAGCAAUUAUUGAAUAAGGCUGAGUAGGAUAUGAAGAAUUCUGCAGAUCGAGGAGGGUGUUUUCCACUGAGGCCGAAGGCGGAGGUGGAUAGCACCCUCUGAGAUCUGCAGAAUUCUUCAUAUCCUGCAAUAGCCGAAUUCAAUAAUUGCUUUAUUAUUCAUUCAAAAUAAUUCCAACUUUAAAAACAAGCUAAAAACGAUUACCUCGGUCGAUGUUAAGUUCACAUCGAUAGUGCAUCUUUUUCGGGAAAUUUAGUAGAUAAAGGUCUGCUCAGGUCUGCAAAUAUACUCCAAAUAGCAGAUGUUGUCCGUCGAGUUGACUUCUCGCUGUUCUUGCUAUGUUUUUAGAUAAUAUUUUGCCGUGAAACGAGUACAAUGUCCUUCCGACAGUUCCGCCAUUUUGUUCAAACAACCAAAACAACUCAACCUCGUCCCCAGGUUUCCUCUGUCAACGGUUCAAUAUGAUGGUUCAAUACGACAAAUUAUUGAACCAAUGAUGUCAUUUUGACAUCAUCGGUUCAAUAUGACAGUUCAGCCACUGGUGAUGGUGAAUUAUGCGUGUGGUUUUACCCAAUCAGAAACGAGAAAUAUUUUAAAUGAAUAAUAAAUAUAAUUCUUCACCCCACAGUUGUCAUAUAUGAUUUUCAUGUAUUCAUAACGUCAUCAUCAUCCUUUCACAGGUUUAAUAUGAACCAAUUCAACGACCAGCUCCCAGUUGGCUUGUUAGCUAGAAUAUUUGUAGAACGCUGCACAGUAUCAUAGAGGUCAAGAGUUUAAAUCCCAUACAAGUCUGACUUUUUUCAGGCUUUCUUUUCGCAACUACAAAAGUUGCCUUUAUAUCUGCGAUGAUUUUCUUUCAAAUAAAAGUUUUUGUACAACUGAUACAAAUGCUGGGUGCCCCAAGUUUCAUAGAUUCCAGACAAAUGCUCUUCAGGUACAGCCUUGCAUGAUGAUUGUUGGUAACACGAUACAGUGAAACCUCGAUAGAUAACGGGAGUGCAUGGUAUAAUGAACAACAUUUUUUGCACCAGCAAUAGUAAAAUAUGAGGAAAAGAACCUUUUUGUAGUAAAGCCUUACUGUAGCAAAUGUAUUUUGCCAGUUCCUUGGCCCUUUGUUAUAUUGAUGUUCUACUGUACCAUGUUGUGAGUACCUAAAUCUUUUGGGGUUGUUUCAGGUGAUUGUAGAGCAGUCUUGGGAAGCUUAAAGGAAGAUGGUUCUUGGGUGGCCACUCCACUAUCAACUGAUCAAACUGCCGCUAAUCCAGAAGAAGUGACUAGACUUUAUUCAGAACAUCCUGGGGAGGAGGGUUUUGUCAUCAAGAAUGGUCGUCUGUUAGGACAGUUGCAGCCUUUGCGAUCUUUUGGUGACAUUCAAUAUAAAUGGGAUAAAGUAACACAUUCCCAUGUAUUGACACAGGUAUACGGUGGCCCAAUAGUGCCACCAAGUAUGUACAGAUCACCACCUUAUCUCACUGCAAAGCCUGUGGUUACUCGGCACCAUCUACAACCCCAUGACAAAUUUCUAAUACUUGCCACUGAUGGCUUGUGGGACAUGCUUAGCAGUGAACAAGCAGUUGGAUUAGUGGCUGAUUUACUCAAGCAAAAAAGUGAAAACAGAUUAUCCAAACCUGCUGAUGAUACUUCUCCAGGGCAGGGUGUACUGUUGGAACAAAAUGCUGCUACUCAUCUGAUCCGACAUGCCUUGGGUGGUAAUGACCAUAGCUUUGUGGCCCAAAUGUUGUUGGUUCCAGAACAGUAUCGACGUAUGUGGCGAGAUGACAUCACUGUGACUGUAGUGUUUUUCAAUUCAAACACCUUUUUGUCCAAGCUUUAA
Messenger RNA from Porites evermanni, 3360 nucleotides. The record is from the annotation of a GenBank genome assembly. Lineage: Eukaryota; Metazoa; Cnidaria; Anthozoa; Scleractinia; Poritidae.